Cynara cardunculus var. scolymus (artichoke) is the source of this 1863-nucleotide messenger RNA. RefSeq names its product heparanase-like protein 3. The transcript is spliced from 9 exons. The coding region runs from base 149 to 1786 and encodes 545 amino acids. Gene Ontology annotation, cellular component: plant-type cell wall; membrane. Gene Ontology annotation, molecular function: beta-glucuronidase activity. Lineage: Eukaryota; Viridiplantae; Streptophyta; Magnoliopsida; Asterales; Asteraceae. The record is from RefSeq and is a predicted model, not a curated record.
UUUAUAUUCAAUACCCACAAAUCCAAACCUCAAUUAACCCAAUUCUCCUUCAAAACCCUCCUGCAAUAUACAUACAUAUACAUAUACAUACACAUAUACAUAUAUAUACAGAGAGUGAGAACUGGGUUGUGUUUAGAGGUUUCUGAAGAUGGGUUAUCUGUUAAUCGAAAUGGGUGUGUGUUUAUCGAUGUUGUUGAUGAUGAUAUGUGUGGAUUCACAGUCAAAUGAGAGAUCGUUGUGGAUUGAUGGAGAACACAAGAUUGCAGAAACUGAUAGUGAUUUCAUCUGUGCAACCAUGGAUUGGUGGCCCCCUGAGAAGUGCGAUUAUGGUGUCUGCAGUUGGGACCAUUCUUCUCUUCUCAAUGUGGAUCUUAACAACAAGAUCUUCAAGAAUGCCAUUAAAGCUUUUUCUCCAUUAAAGAUCAGAUUAGGAGGCACUUUGCAAGAUGAUGUUAUCUACCAAACCCAAAAUCAUCAAGAACCCUGCAACCCCUUCAUCAAGAACACCUCUGAAUUAUUUGGUUUCACCAAAGGUUGCUUGCCAUCAUCCAGAUGGGAUGAACUCAACACAUUCUUUCAAGAAACUGGGGCUGUGGUUACGUUCGGACUGAACGUUCUCAUGGGAAAGACGGUGCUAGCGAAUGGUUCCACUGUCGGAGCUUGGGACUCUACGAAUGCCCAAACUUUAAUGCGUUACACAGUUCAAAAGAACUACACCAUCUACGGUUGGGAACUUGGUAACGAGUUAAGUGGAAACGGAAUUGGUGCAAGUGUAUCUGCAUCUCAGUAUGCAAUCGACACAAUGAACCUCCAGACCGUGGUGCACCGCGUUUACAAGGAUAUCGAAGCUAAGCCUCUGAUCAUCGCACCUGGAGGGUUCUUCAAUCCAAGCUGGUUCAAGGAGUUCCUAGCCAAAACACCCGAGACCCUGAACGUAAUCUCUCACCACAUCUACAAUCUUGGCGCAGGGGUCGAUCAAAACCUAACCGAAAAGAUUCUCGAUCCAUCUUAUCUUGAUGGGGUGGCUGACACUUUCAAGAAACUUGAACUCACCAUCAACACUUCUGCAAGUUAUGCAUCUGCUUGGGUUAGUGAGGGUGGUGGAGCUUACAACAGUGGCCAAAAUCUUGUCACUAAUGCAUUUGUUUUCAGUUUCUGGUACUUGGAUCAGCUGGGGAUUUCAUCUGUUUACGACACGAAAACAUACUGCAGACAGACUUUGAUAGGUGGAAACUACGGAUUGCUUAAUACCUCUACCUUUAAGCCGAAUCCAGACUACUACAGCGCGCUUCUUUGGCACCGAUUAAUGGGGAAAAAGGUUCUAUCUACACGAUUUCUCGGCCCCAAGAAGAUACGUGCUUAUUCACAUUGCGCCAAAGAAUCCAAGGGAAUAACGGUAUUGCUGAUGAAUCUCGACAACAGUACCAGUUUUGAUGUAAAAUUAUCGGUUAAUAGUACCUGGAGACUACACAAACACAGGUCUCAUACUCAUCGUCAUCAUCAUCAUCAUCGUCAUCAUACAACAAAGCAUGCUCAUGAAACAAAAACCGGUGGAAAAAGAAUACGAAUACGAACACGACAAGAAUACCAUUUGACCGCAAAAGAUGGAAAUUUGCAUAGUCAAGUGAUGAUGCUGAACGGAAAAGAAUUAACGAUAAAUGAAUCUGGUGACAUACCUUCGUUGGAGCCUUUGUAUACGAAUUCUUCGGAGCCAAUAACCGUUGCUCCUUAUUCCAUCGUAUUUGCACAUAUCCCGCAUUUUACUCUGCGUGCUUGCAAACGUUAGGGGAAAAGAAUACACGAAGCCGAUAAUCGGUGCCAAUUUGGUUACAGAAUAUUAAUCAUAAACAUGUAACAACACAC